Syngnathus typhle (broad-nosed pipefish) is the source of this 1987-nucleotide messenger RNA. RefSeq names its product NEDD4 family-interacting protein 1-like. Gene Ontology annotation, cellular component: perinuclear region of cytoplasm; endoplasmic reticulum; Golgi apparatus. Gene Ontology annotation, biological process: ubiquitin-dependent protein catabolic process; positive regulation of protein ubiquitination; vacuolar transport. Lineage: Eukaryota; Metazoa; Chordata; Actinopteri; Syngnathiformes; Syngnathidae. The record is from RefSeq and is a predicted model, not a curated record. Gene Ontology annotation, molecular function: WW domain binding. The transcript has 8 exons. Bases 179 to 832 code for a protein of 217 amino acids.
CCGAAAGCCGCGAAGGCAUCAUCAGACCUAGUUGGAGGAGCUCGUGAAGGAAAAAGGUGUCCGGCCGACUUGAGGCAGCGUAACAGCCCCUCGUUCAUCGGCGAGGGCCGUUCUUCUUCAACGUAUUUUGCCCUCCUGGGUCGGAAGAGGUUAUUUUAAUCAACACAAGGCGUUUACGAUGGCUGAGCAAAACAGCAACGUCAGAUAUCAAGAGCUGGUGAACGAGGAGCCGCUCCCGACGUCCGAAGAGGGUCCUUCCCCGGAUGCGCCACCGCCCUACACCAGCGUCGAAGCAGCUAAUGCAGCUUUCUUUGAAUAUAAGGAAGAUGGCGGCAGAUUCCCCAACCCGCCGUCCUACAGCGUGGCCACCACUUUGCCGUCCUACGACGAAGCGGAGCGAAGCAAAGCGGAGGCUGUCGUCCCCCUCGUCACCGGAAGAGUCGCGGAGGAUGAAUUUGUGGCCCGAGACGACUUUGAGGAUGCCGACCAGCUGCGGAUAGGCAAUGACGGCAUCUUCAUGCUCACUUUCUUCAUGGCAUUCCUCUUCAACUGGAUCGGCUUCUUCUUGUCCUUCUGUUUGACCACGUCAGCUGCCGGUCGAUACGGAGCCAUUUCAGGCUUUGGCCUGUCCCUCAUCAAAUGGGUUCUUAUCGUCAGGUUUUCCACCUACUUCCCUGGCUACUUUGAUGGCCAGUACUGGUUGUGGUGGGUGUUCCUGGCCUUGGGCUUCAUGCUGUUCGUCAGAGGCUUUGUCAACUACUCCCGAGUGCGCAAGCUGGCUGAUCCCACCUACGCCAGUCUACCCCGAACAAGGGUGCUCUUCAUCUAUUAGACCGAGCUGAUCGGGUGUGGCGGCCGAGGACAUGACACGAGGCAGUAAUCAAGACGGCUCUGUAGCGAAUGAAACCAUUUGAGGAAAUAGUCGACUUUUUGUUUGCCAUUGUAUUCUCGGAAAGCGGUUAGCAGUACUCGUCCCUCAGUGUAGUCAGUCAUUAGCGACGCAUGUUAGCUACAUCUUGUGUGUAACGUUUAAUAAGUGAUGCCUUAUUAUUGCUUUGCUAGAAUUACAAGCAUGACUCUUGCUCUCCAAGGAGAGGCUGGAAGUCUCAACAGGUCGUCAUGAUUCAACAUGCGCCAUAUAAGCAUGCAGCUCACUCACUCUAUAGCGCCACCUCAUGGUUUUAUUGUGACUGUUAUAUAGGCUCUGUUCACACACUUGAACAGCUCCGCCCACAUAGCUCACUCAACUGUUAGCUUGAGGGUUAACAGUGUUGUCUCCUGCCCCAAGUGACUCAUUCAGGGUUUUUUUUUUUUUCUCCAACUAACGAUACGUGGACAAAAGGUUCCGGGACACAUUGUACAUGCUCGUAAUGCAUGUUAUGUACAACUCAGGUGCAGCGUCCAAAAUUGCACCCUUGUGGUUAUUGCCCAUUUUGAUGUUUAACCACUCAGAUGAAAUAUUUUCAGUCUUCAAAAUGGAUUUAAAUUCAGUGUGAGAUGUGAAAGAACAAAAUUUAGGCUCACCCAAUGACAAAUGAAUAAAGUUAAUCUUCGGAGUCACUUGUUAAUGGCAUCACGACAAACUGGGAAGUAUUUGCCACUUUGUUAUUGGAUGCCUGCACUUGACUCUCGUUCAUUUUCAUGGAAUUGAACAUGAGCACGGCCAAGGUGCUUGCCAUCCUGUGGGUAGAGCGAGAACUUUAUCAAAGAAUGUCAUAUGCAGGCGCACUUUGACUGAGGAAUCAUCGUUUGACCUCAAGUUUAAGUCUGAUGAAUAUUCUGAUUUGCAUGUCAGGAUUCUCCAUUGAAGCACAACUGUUUUCUUUUUAGCCUUGAUGAUUUCACCUUCAAUUGAAAUGGAAAUUGUUUCAACUUCACUGUCACAGCUUUGAUGCUCAUUUAAAGUGAUGUAGUGACAUCUAUGCGGUUUUGCUGUCCUGACGCUGUACGGAAGAGAAGACCUAGUUCAAUAAAUGUCACGAUGAUA